Messenger RNA from Carassius auratus (goldfish), 1242 nucleotides. It is a transcript of the gene tmem242, whose product is annotated as transmembrane protein 242. NCBI's taxonomy places the organism in Eukaryota, Metazoa, Chordata, Actinopteri, Cypriniformes, Cyprinidae. Bases 96 to 497 code for a protein of 133 amino acids. The record is from RefSeq and is a predicted model, not a curated record. The transcript is spliced from 4 exons.
GCUGUCCAUCAAAUCCACUAUUUCUUUCUGUGAUAUGAAAGGUUCCGCCUGCCGGUGUUUCCGGCGGACGUCUGUGUGAGUCGGACCCGCUCAAGAUGUCAGUGGAGCAGGCGAGCGCGAGCGACACCGAGGACAAAUCUAACCUGAUUAAAGGUGGUGUUUUCCUCACUUCUGUGGCCACAGCGGGUAUGAUCGCAGGGUUCGGUUCCACCCUUGCCAUGGCCAAGAAGAAGAGUCCCGACUGGUUUAAUAAGGGUGUGAUAGGAACUGCUGCGGUGCCAGAAAGCGGUGCGUCAUUGGCGUUGCGAGCGUUGGGAUGGGGUUCCCUUUACGCCUGGUGUGGAGUUGGUCUCCUGAGCUUCACCGUUUGGAAGGCUCUAGACGUCCACAGCCUGAAGGAAUUUCGUCAGAAAAUGCAGUCCAUUUUCCCCGCCGUGCCCAAAAAUGAAGAGGAUUCUGCUCCAUUUGAUUGGAAUUCCAUCUUUAAGUCAAAAUGAGAAACAAUUACAGUCUAUUGUCAAGAAGGCACAGCCUAAACUGACUGCUUGGAAGUAUUAUUAAUCAGAUGGUCAGCCUGGUCAGGUGUGAGGCAACCAGUCGGUUCAAUCAGCCCAUUUUAGAUCCAGUAUCAAGUUUGAGGUCUGGAAGAUGCCUCGAUGAAGGCCUGGACAAUUCAAUGUGGCUCUUUGUCUCCAUUUCUUGUGCCACAGGACUUGGACUCUUGAACUUGAGUCACAAGUGUGGAAAUUUUAUGUUUGUAUGUACUGUAUUAUUGUGGCACAUUUGUGUGGGCCUAGCAAAUAAUAUUACUGCCCUUUGGCUGGUGGUGUUUAUACAUUAAAUAUCAAACUAAAGCAGCCACUGUGUCACAAAAGUGGCAUCAUGUGAUGACAAGGUCUAAUAAAAGCAUCUUGUAAUGCUCUGCGCAAGUUGUUUUAAAGCCAUCUCUGAAAAGCAGUUAACUAAAAAAAAAAAAACAGAAGACUGCAGGGACAGAAGAUAAGCUACAGAACGACCGGGGAACUCAGUUUUUUGCUUUUUAAAUAUUACAGUUUUGAGGAUAUACAUGGUUAGGUUUUUUUUUUCUGGGCACUUUGACAUGGAAAAAAUGAACACAACACUGAAAAACAACGUUCACAGUGCUCAACCAAAUUUCAUGUACAUUUACUUUUAACAUGUGGAACAUGUAUAAAGACUUUAUACUGAAUAAACAAUGUCAUCAAAUCAUAUGGAGCAAAAAGA